AUGGUAGUUUAUGAAGCUGCAAGUGCAAUUGUUGCUCUACCGAAUACUACACCAUCAAUUGCAACCCUCGCCAUCACUACCCUCCUGAAAACGGGUGCUGAAAGUAGUGUAGAGAGAUUAAUGAAGCAGAUCAGUUCUUUUGUGUCAGAGAUUAGUGAUGAGUUCAAGAUAGUUGUUGUUGACGCCAUUCGUUCACUAUGUGCCCGUUAUCCGAGAAAGCAUGCAGUGAUGAUGCCAUUCCUUGCAAACAUGCUUCGAAACGAUGGAGGUUACGAGUACAAAAAAGCGAUUGUUGAGACAAUCAUCGCUAUAGUUGAAGAAAACCCAGAUGCCAAAACUGCGGGUCUCGCUCAUUUGUGCGAAUUCAUCGAGGACUGUGAGCACGAUAGUCUAGCCACGAGAGUGCUACAUCUUCUUGGUAGAGAAGCGCCUAAAACACCAAAUCCGUCAAGUUACAUUAGAUUUAUCUACAACCGUGUUAUCUUAGAAAGCACUAAGGUUCGCGCAGCGGCUGUAACGGCGUUGGCUAAAUUUGGUGCUCAAUGUGCUGAACUGCGACCAUCAAUA
Strongylus vulgaris is the source of this 567-nucleotide messenger RNA. The record is from the annotation of a GenBank genome assembly. Lineage: Eukaryota; Metazoa; Nematoda; Chromadorea; Rhabditida; Strongylidae.